Molecule: messenger RNA, 4567 nt
Organism: Zonotrichia leucophrys gambelii
Lineage: Eukaryota; Metazoa; Chordata; Aves; Passeriformes; Passerellidae
Gene: MAPK4
Product: mitogen-activated protein kinase 4
Exons: 6
Coding region: 470-2212 (580 amino acids)
Biological process (GO): intracellular signal transduction; protein phosphorylation
Cellular component (GO): nucleus; cytoplasm
Molecular function (GO): ATP binding; MAP kinase activity
Source: RefSeq, a predicted model, not a curated record
GCGGCCCCGGCGCUGCCCCCGAGCCCCGGCGGGCGCUGCCGCUGAGCGGGGCCGGGCGGGUCCGUGUUCGUGCGUCCGUGCGUCCGUGCGUCCGUGUGUCCGUGCGUCCGUGCCCCGUGCGGGACCGCCCGCGGGAGCGUCCCUGGGAGCGGUGCCGGUGUCGCCUCGUCCUUCCCGUGCCCCGGAGCCCCCCGCCCGGAACGGAGGGAUUGGAACCGCCGGGAGCGCCGGCGGGCUGCCUGCGAGGGCGAGCGGAGACACCGGCAUUGCUGCUCCGCCGUUCCACACGGGCUCGGUUUAUUUCCACCCUGUGUCGUGCUGAAGCACCGGGCUCAGAGCGAGCCCCAUCCCCAGUCUCCAGUGGGUAACCAUGAGGCGCCUGGUCUCCCACAGCCGUGUUUCCAACCCGGAGCCCCUGGGGCAUUCCCGGCUUUUCCAGUGACAGGAGCAGAGGAGCGGGAGGAGCGCGAUGGCCGAGAAGUGCGACUGCCUGGCCAGCAUGUACGGCUACGACCUGGGCUGCCGCUUCGUCAACUUCCGCCCGCUGGGCUUCGGGGCCAACGGGCUGGUGCUGUCGGCGCUGGACAGCCGCAGCUGCCGCAAGGUGGCCGUCAAGAAGCUGACGCUGGGCGACGCGCGCAGCGUGAAGCACGCCUUCCGCGAGAUCAAGAUCAUCCGCCGCCUCGAGCACGACAACAUCGUCAAGGUCUACGAGGUGCUGGGCCCCAAGGGCGCCCGCCUGCGCGGCGACUUCUUCAAGUUCAACGUGGUGUACAUCGUGCAGGAGUACAUGGAGACGGACCUGGCGCGGCUGCUGGAGCAGGGCAAGCUGGCCGAGGAGCACGCCAAGCUCUUCAUGUACCAGCUGCUGCGCGGGCUCAAGUACAUCCACUCGGCCAACGUGCUGCACCGCGACCUCAAGCCGGCCAACAUCUUCAUCAGCACCGAGGACCUGGUGCUGAAGAUCGGCGACUUCGGCCUGGCCAGGAUCGUGGAUCAGCACUACUCGCACAAGGGGUACCUCUCCGAAGGCCUGGUGACCAAGUGGUACCGCUCCCCGCGCCUCCUGCUGUCUCCCAACAACUACACCAAAGCCAUCGACAUGUGGGCAGCCGGCUGCAUCCUGGCCGAGAUGCUGACCGGGAGGAUGCUCUUCGCUGGGGGCCACGAGCUGGAGCAGAUGCAGCUGAUCCUGGAGACCAUCCCUGUGAUCCACCAGGAGGACAAGGAGGAGCUGCUGAAGGUGAUGCCCAUGUUCAUCAACAGCACGUGGGAGGUGCGGAAGCCGCUGCGCAAGCUGCUGCCCGAGGUGGACAGUGAAGCCAUUGAUUUUCUGGAGAAAAUUCUGACAUUUAACCCCAUGGACCGGCUGACGGCCGAGAUGGGCCUGCAGCACCCCUACAUGAGCCCCUACUCCUGCCCCGAGGACGAGCCGGUGUCGCAGCACCCGUUCCGCAUCGAGGACGAGAUCGAUGACAUCCUGCUUAUGGAGGCCAACCAGAGCCAGAUGUCCAACUGGGACAGGUACCACAUCAGCCUCUCCUCCGACCUGGACUGGAGGCACGACAAGCACCACGACAUGGACGAGGUGCAGCGGGACCCGCGGGCGGGCUCGGAGCCCGCGGCGGAGGAGGCGCAGGUGGACCCAAGGAAAUACUCGCAGAGCAGCUCGGAGCGCUUCCUGGAGCUCUCCCACUCCUCCAUGGACCGGGUGUUUGAUGCCGACUGCGGGAAGUCGUGUGAUUACAAGGUGGGAUCGCCCUCCUACCUGGACAAGCUGCUGUGGAGGGACAGCAAGCCCCACCACUACUCGGAGCCCAAGCUCAUCCUGGAUUUAUCCCACUGGAAAAGGGCCACCAUAGCGCCCGCGGCGGAGCUGUCGCUGGAAGAGGAGCCCUCCAACCUGUUCCUGGAGAUUGCGCAGUGGGUGAAGAGCACGCAGGUGGGGCUGGAGUGCCCCGGCUCCCUGCCCGAGAUGCAGGAGCGGAGCCUGCCCUCCUCUCCUCACCGCCUGCACAAGGAGCCCACCGCCGUCAGCGGCGACACCGACGCCGACUUCGACCUGGACGUCUUCAUCUCCAGGGCGCUGAAGCUUUGCACAAAGCCCGAGGACCUGCCCGACAACAAGCUCAACGAGAUCAAUGGGGCGUGCAUCUCGGAGCACCCCGGGGACAUGGUGCAGGCAGAGGUGUUCCAGAAGGAGCGGUGGUGAGGGCCCCAGCCCCGCCGCGUCCCCUGCCCGCGCUGUACCAAACGCCUUUGCCAGGAAAGGCAAGCACAAACCACACGCGCCCCUGGAUGCCUUAGAAGUGCUUCUAAGGGGAUCGAGAGGUGCGAGUGAAAUACUGAGUUCCUUACACUGCCUUAACAAUCUUGCCUUGCGAUCUCUGGGACCUGUUUGAAACUUAGAUGUACGAGGGGGAAAACGACGGUACAUGGUUUGCAAACAGUAGUCAAAUAGACUUCUUUUCCUCUCUUUUUCUAUGGUAACUUGAAAGGACAAGGACAAAAAUUAACAUUUUCAGUGUGGUCACAUAUCCUCCUGGUUGGACAUGUUCCCAAAAUGCCGAACUUUGAGUCUCUCUGAGGGCGCCUGUGUGAGCACAGGUAUGGAAUAAAGUGAUGCCAGCCAUCAGUCAGCACUGAAUGGAACUACAGGUAGAGUUUGGCCAUCAGACGAAAAACAAAAAACUCUCUGAGAGUGUUAAUGGACAAGAAAUUUGACCUACAAAUGAUGGGCCAUUGGGGAUUUGUUUUAUUUUUUUUUUCUGAGGAGAAGACAAAAUUUUUGCUAAGUGCAUUUUGCUGGUUUGUGGUUUCUCACACCAAAAUCUCCCCUGUGGCUGCACGGGGUGCAGCAGGGGACACACGGGGAUCUGAGCUUUCCGAGCCCUCGGGAUGCAGCCUGGUGGGUCCUGCCUCGGAGAGCUGCCACAGCUCCUGACACAGAUCUCGUGAAGGAAACAACAGUUCCUGUGGCUUGGGAUUUGUGACUGGCCACUUGGCUGCCAGCUUCUGUGGGAGAGGCUGGUGCCAGCUGUGUGUACAUAGAUGAAGACACCGCUGAUCUACUGUACCUUCUGUUUUCAUCCACACUUCUGAGCACCUUAAUGAUUAAUCAGCUAACAAGAGUUUGUAUAUGGAAGAAAUGUUCUAUACUUAUAUUUAACCCAACUCGGCAGCUUUUUAAAUGGAGAUGUGUAAAUAGUGCCACACAAGACAGCCUCCGCUUUCCUCAGCAUCCUGCUGCUGUGCUGCCCGGCACAGCAGCCCUGCUCACAUCUGUACAACAGAAACUGCUGUAUUUAGUACUGCUAGGCCCAUAUUUAACUACUCCCCUAUUCAUUAUUUCCACCCUUUUAACAAGCAACCCGCUAAAUGCUCUGAGAUGUGAAGAAGCUGGUGUGAGGCUCAGAUAACUAACAGCAGUGUUUAGUGUACUAGCCCUGGGGUCUGUCCUUGCUGGGACCAGGAGCAGGUUUAGCUGCAGCAGGCCUUGACAAGCCCAAAAUUGUGUUCCUACUGUGAAGAUCUCACACUGGGGUGAUGGAAACACCGCUGCUGCAGCCAGUCAGCAGCACUGGUGUGAAGGCAGCCAGCUGCCAGGAUGGGAUGGGCUGCCAGCCCGGGUGCAGGGGUGGGGAAGGCAUUUGGAAGGCGAAGCUGAUGGAGAAGGGCUCAGAAAGGCAAAGCCAUUUGUCUCUGGUCUUUGCUUUGAGGAUUUGGACAUCCCCCAGAGUGGUUUAGAAAGGGGAAGGAGGACAGAGACAGAGGUUUGGUUUCUGGUGUGUUGCAGAUGAUUGAUAUACCUCAACUAAAGCUCAGCACUUUCACUGCUGGUGGGGGGGACAUUCCAACGCCAGGAGCAGCUGCCCCCAAGCUGGAGCAGAUCCAACAUGCCCAGGAGCCCAUGGCUGGCUGACCAUGGUCCUGCUGCCCACAGCUGGCUGACCAUGGCUGGCUGCCCAUGGCUGGCUGACCAUGGUCCUGCUGCCCACAGCUGGCUGACCAUGGCUGGCUGCCCAUGGCUGGUUGACCAUGGUUCUGCUGGCCACAGUCCCAUUCCCCAUGUCCCACUGCCCACAGUCCCAUUCCCAACAAUCCACUGCCCACAGUCCCAUUCCCCAUGUCCCACUGCCCACAGUCCCAUUCCCAACAAUCCACUGCCCACAGUCCCAUUCCCCAUGUCCCACUGCCCACAGUCCCACUGCUCAUAUCCCACUCCCCACGGUCCCAUUCCCCACAGUCCCACUGCCCAUAUCCCACUGCCCUCGGUCCCGCUGGGCCCUGUGGCACCGCACUGGCAGCAGCCAGCAGAGUUUGGAGCUGGCCUGCCGAGCUCAGAGGUGUGCUGGGCUUGGAGCAGGUGGAAGGGCUUGGCUGUGUCCCAGGGCUCUGGCCAGAGCCCAUCCCGGUGGGAGAGGCACGGAGCUGCAGCCAGCAGGGUCAGCACCCGGGGCUGGCUGUGUCCGGGCUCGGGAUGGAGAGGCACGGAGCUGCAGUUGGGUCAGCACCCGGGGCUGGCUGUGUCCGGGCUCGGGAUGGAGAGGCACGGAGCUGCAGCUGG